GUUUGGAGAGACGGGCAGUGGCGAGUGCACGGGAAAAUCCGGUCUGUUCGCGUUCUUUUGCACGGGGAUUUUUAAGGUUGUUCACCGAUUCAUCGAUUCACCGAUUGCCACGUGACUGGUUGACCAUACAAAGAGUGUUGCACGGUCAGUUUCUCGGAGCCUAUAAAAGUAAACGCGGAAGAUCCAACGCGACCAGUAAAUGUUCGAUCUUGACGCGGAAGAGGAAGGCAUAGAGAGACAAAGGAAGACGAUUUACGGAUAAAAUGUGGUUGUUUUACGUGAUUUUUGUUACUGCAUUGAGUGGGAGGAUGAUCACACAUGCACAGUUCCCUUUUGACGAUGACGCUUCUUUAUCGAGAGAUAAUUUUUUCGAGGUGGACGGAUUCGUUUUCGACGGACCGGCGGACAGACCGUCUUCAAAUGGAGUAACGACUUCCAGUUUGAGAAGCAGCACCCCAACACCGACGACCACGACUCCGAGGACACCGACGACGACGGUGACUGCUUCUCCUUUGGUGGAUGCUCUAUUCGAUGCUUGCGUUGCGAGGUGUCCGGCGACACCGGAGUAUAAUCCCGUUUGCGGAUCGGACAACGUCGACUAUGAUAAUCCAGGACGAUUAAGUUGCGCAGCGACGUGUGGUAAAGAUAUUACGCUAAAAUAUUACGGGAAAUGCGCGACUACGAAGAUCAGAGGAGGAUAAGAUGGGAAGGAGAGGGACGCGUUUGUUCGCGUUGGCUCGACUGCGUAGUUUCGAGCAAAAAGACUGCAUUAGCGUCAAAAAAUGGGGCAACGAUUUAAUCGAAAGACGAGGAGGAAGCACGGUGGUCGGCCCAUCUGACUCUCCGCGUGAUUUCAAAGUUUCCUCCGUGGAUGCCGUACAAGUGUCUGGCCAGCACGUUGGCUCUCUCCUCUUCCGCUCGUAUGGCCGUCCGUCUGUAUUGAGCGACCGUCAACAGACAGCCGACUAUUAACGCGAUCUGUAUGAUCAGCCAGAAUAUCAACAGGCUCAGAGCGAGGCUAGGGUCCACGCAAAAGAGUCCAUCCACCGAGUCUGAGAAUACAGAAGGGUAUUAGAUGGUGCAAAAGGUUAACUUCGAACGAGAGUAACACUUACUUUCACCGGUGAUCAGCACGGUAUCAGGGGAUGCGCUGGGUCUCGUCGAAGACAAACGAUCCGGCGAAGACGCGACAGGAUUUUGCACGAUUAUAGAGAGCUGCAGCGGCAGUUCUUCGAGAGUUUCCUCUCGCGGUUCGUCGGCUCGUUUUCUUCUACCGUAGGAAAUUUGAUCGCCUUUGCAGAUGGUCUGUAACGCGUGAAAUAAUCGAUCAGCGAGUUCGUCGGAGAGAGGAGGGAAUCGACUCACCGGCGUACAUUUUUCCAAACAGAAUCGAACGAUCACGUUGAAUCGAACUAGUUGACUAUCGGGGAACUUGAAGGCGGCGAAGGUCGAGAUCAAGGAGCGGCCGUCGAGCGGAUCUUUCGUCAAGGCUGGGAAGGUGGUAGGGUCGGUGGGGCAACCGAGUUCGUUCAACAGCAAGUAGGAAGCGUCGCCGGAAGCGCUGCUCGCUACAAGGUGACCGGCGGUGAUGUCGUAGGCGUCUUUACCGUGAGAAAGGGAGUCAGAGUUAUUCGAAAUUUAGGAUUGCGAUAUUCGUGGGCGAAAAGGUAUACCGUUCGGUGGAUCAAGUUGAAUUCUCAGCGUCAAUUUCUGUCCCAAGUGCGUGACGACCGCGUCCCUCGAGUUUUCGUCCAGAAUCCUCAUGGUGACCAUCGGCGCUUGGGACGAGGCGUUCACGACGGUCGAGGAUAUGGGUGGUACUCCUGCGCUAAACACACGGAAUUCGAGCGAACGAUACGCGGCUAAAUCUAAAAGCUGAGAAUGGAUGCUCACUUCGGGUCGAGAAAGCUGAAGCUCGAGUGGACGGUAACGUUGCGCGGAAUCGGGGGUUCUUGAUCGUUCAACGAGCAUCCAACCUUGACCGCUUGAUCCCCCAAACGUUGAACGAUCGGGUUGAACUGCACCACGAUCGUUGUCCAGACCAGGGGUCGUGUCCUGCGUUCCAAUUCCCUUUAUUUUUACUCGAUUCUUUGUCGUUUGUCAACGAUGUCUCUUACCGAUUUCGAUCGUCGACGGAGAAGGCUAAGUUCAGACCGCAUUGAAUUCCGUUACCGUCGCGUAGUCGAUCGACGGACGGUAUCGGCAAGACCAACAACGUGCGAUUACCGCCUCCGCCUUGAACACCACAGUCGUCCGCGUGACCAAUCGGGUAGAUCCGACCGAAAAAUCGGUCGUUGGUUCUCAGCUCGAUCGUGAUCGUCAACUGGUCGCAUCGUACCCUCACUGAAAGAUUAAACGGUUUCCCGUGGUUUCGCGCGGCGAUCUCGAUCGCGAUACUUACGGUCCAGACACGGUUCCCGUUCCCUGUAGAUCACGUUCGACGCGACGAUCAGCGAGCUAACUCCGAGACCGUUCGUGUCCUCCGAGUGCAACAGGCAUACCGGUUCCCCGGACGAGUUGUCCAUCGUGUAUCCGCGGCAGAUGAAACCGUCCACGCUCCGGUCGCACCUCUGUCGGCACUGCAUCGGAAUCCAUCGAUCGUCGAUCGGUAUCGAAAGAAAAUGGAAUCGCAACCCUUUACCUGAUUCUCGUUAAGAUCGAGCAGCGCGAGGUCCGAGUAGGGUAAGGAGGCGUUUGGAAAUUCCGCGUAGGAGCAAUAUUCUUGUCUCGCUGUAACACGAAACGCUGGCGAUUCUUUUGCAAAGCGAUCGAGCUUUUUCCGGGUUACUCACAGAGGUUACGGCAUUGAUCCCAAAGAUAUUCGUCUCUGUACAUGGAGGCUCUGUAAGCACGAGGUUUGAUCCCCCGUUCGAGCAACGAUAGGGAACAUUGGCCGAUCGCGUUAUCGGACGAGAGCGGCUUGGUCGUUCGGAAUUGCGCCGAUUGACAGCUUCUUCCUGCGAACGAUUCGAGGCUGAAAUGGUUUUAGGAUCUUAAAGAUCGCGCGCUUACCUGUCUCCACGCAUUUUUCGUAACACUGGUUUCUGGUGAUGGGUUGAGGCAAGUGAAAGGCUCCGGAGUCGAUCAACACCGCUCCCGGGCUUCUCUCGACUUGCCAAAAUCUGUCUCGUUUGCAACUCUGUGGAACUAGCCGAGAGCAAAUCCGUUUCGAUGAAUGGCUUUUGGAAGCGGUGGGAGCGUAUUCUCACCUUUCACGCAGACUCGCUGGUAGAAGGUCGAAUUCGCUUCCGGUAUCAGCUCGUCGUCCUCCGUUCGAACGCUGUAACAAACGCUUCGGCCGAAAUCUACGACGAACGCGGUGCAGUUUACGCGGUCGCACCUGAAACCGAACGAAAUUUUGCCGAUUUUCUUUUCCCUUCCGUUUACUGAACAAUGUUCUGGCUUUUCGCCUACCUCUCGAAACAGGGUUUCGUUAUUCCCUUUGAGUUUACGGCGCUGUACAGAAUCGUUUGUGAGCUUAUGGACUCCGGUUUGACGCUGCCGAUUUUCUCCCAGCCGGUGUCGGAACAAUUUCCCCGCGUUUCUGCAACGCAACGAUCGAUCAACGGUUAGCGAUCGGUGUUUCCAACGAUCAAUCGAGCCUCGACGCUUACCGAUUUUCGUCACGAAUCCGCAAACCGCGAUCGUUACGAGGAGAAGAGCGAGCAUCGUCGCGUUCGACGCUCGUUUCCGGCCGCGUACCCGUCCGAGCCUCGAGUAUCGAGCACGGUGCCAAGGAUAUUUGCGAUCGUUCGCUCGCGCGUCCUAGUUCCCGGCUGGUCGAACACCGGCUCGAGCUUACGUAACCGCGUUUCGCGCCUCGUUACGUCGUUGAUUCGACAGAAACGCUUGUUAGAUAGUUAAAUCGAUGCGCCUGUCGCGAGAGGAAAGCUGAUAGAAAAAUAGAGAUAACAACUUGGAGGAAAAUGCGAUAGCUAGUUUCUUCGGUCGAUUAGCUUUUCGUUUACAAAAACGACGCGCGUCGUCGCGGAAAAUCGUCAAGGCCGAACGAUUCUUGAAACGUGAUCGUGAUUACAAUCGUUGUCGAGAAGGAGGAAAAUGUAGAAUCGGUGGACGAUAUCGCGAGGAAUGGAAUAAGAAAACGGUCAAGGGUCGUUUGUAAGCACGGCGGACAACGCAGAGAGCGACGCGAAAAAAAAACGUGCGCGCGAGUUGCGAAUUCGCGAGCAACUGACGCGUCGGGAAACGCGAACAAAAGUAUGCUCGUACACCUGUAUGCACCUGAAAAAAAAAAACGGAUAGCAACGAUCGCUUACGCGGACGCGCGAUGGCUCGGGAAUAAUCGCGCGAUGGUGCAACUGGUACCGGGCUCGAUGGAUGCCGCAUGGAUUUCGUCAAUUCUCGUCGAAGGCAAAAGCGAAUGAUAAAACUGUAAAGCGUGGUCGGAUCAUGAAAACGUUUACGACGGGCGCGGCCGGAGUUGAUAAAUUAUAAUGGUUAACACGAGACGCGGUAAGCGUGACGCGCGACGUCGCGAUGCAUCGACGCGUUCGUCCCGCUUCGGCGAAUAUUUCCGGCCGCAGCGGCCGCACGACGUUAUCGUCGUAGCUGCUCAGUCUUCGAUCGCCUCGCGUCCGUUCGAUUCGACGGAUAAACAGUUAGCAGGGGUAACAAUUACGAACACGAUAACGAUGCGAAUAGACAAGCGCGAUGACGCGAUAUUCUCCUCGUUCCUCGAUUAGUGCUGUCCUUCGACUUACGUAAGCACCGUUUUACGCACGGUUGGAGGCGUGUACAAGCAGAACAGGCCGAGAAAUUCGUUGAACGACGAACAAAAGAAAUCGCGAAACGUCCUACAUCGUUUUCGCAAACGGCCCGUGCAAUUCGUCCCCUGAUAAUUUUCACCCGCAUCGCGGUAAAUCCUGACGAUUUCUCUUUCUUCUAUCUCCAUGUUUAUUCUUCUUUGCUUUUCCUUUGCGAAACCGUGGGAAACAGCACGGACGAUUCGUCGAUAGAUAACGAGUUAAUAAU
Molecule: messenger RNA, 4992 nt
Organism: Osmia lignaria (orchard mason bee)
Lineage: Eukaryota; Metazoa; Arthropoda; Insecta; Hymenoptera; Megachilidae
Molecular function (GO): protein binding; serine-type endopeptidase inhibitor activity
Source: RefSeq, a predicted model, not a curated record